UGAGCAAAGCGAGGAGGGUGCAAGCGCGCGGCGGGGCGGGGCACUCGCGCUGCGCACGCGCAGACGCUUCAGAACCGGAAGCAGCGUUGGGCCGGGCAUGGCGGCGGCUGCGGACGGCGUCCCUGCGACGCGACGCGAGGAGCCGGCUAGAGAUGAUGCUGCGGUGGAGACAGCUGAGGAAGCAAAGGAGCCCGCCGAAGCUGACAUCAAUGAGCUCUGCCGAGACAUGUUCUCCAAAAUGGCCACAUACUUGACUGGGGAACUGACAGCUACCAGUGAAGACUAUAAACUCCUGGAAAAUAUGAAUAAGCUAACAAGCUUGAAGUACCUUGAAAUGAAAGAUAUUGCUAUAAACAUCAGCAGAAACCUAAAGGACUUAAACCAGAAAUAUGCUGGAUUACAACCCUAUCUGGACCAGAUCAAUAUGAUUGAGGAACAGGUGGCAGCUCUGGAGCAAGCAGCCUACAAGCUGGAUGCUUAUUCAAAGAAACUGGAAGCCAAGUACAAGAAGUUGGAGAGGCGAUGAAAACAUGUUCGUAUGGAUCAGGUGGUCUGUCUGUCUGUUUGUUUUAAUAUGGAAGAAUGUUUUAUAACCACUAAUUUUUGAGGCUGACGAAUCAUCACAACUCCUCAAAAGAACUCUGUGGGGGUUAAUCCCAAAGCCAUGUAAUGCUGGAUGAACUGGAGGGCUGUGGCCGCUCCCGAGUCUCUUCCAAUGCGGCACCUCACAAACUCAGACCAGAACUCCUCCUCCCCCUUUGCUUGAAUGCCUGGUCAUCCAUUCAAGAGGGAAACCAGAGUGUACCUGGGCUUGCCACCAGAGUCAAGUGAAAGUGCUUUCCCUGGAAGUGGUCAGGUAGCACAUUAUUUUCUAAAUGGCCAGGGGCUUUUUGUUUUGUUCUAUUUUGUUUUCUAUUGAUGAUGCUAAUGUAUUGUUAACAAGAUUCUAAAUUAAAAAGGAAAACAAAACAAA
Molecule: messenger RNA, 973 nt
Organism: Phodopus roborovskii (desert hamster)
Lineage: Eukaryota; Metazoa; Chordata; Mammalia; Rodentia; Cricetidae
Gene: Bloc1s2
Product: biogenesis of lysosomal organelles complex 1 subunit 2
Exons: 5
Coding region: 98-526 (142 amino acids)
Biological process (GO): endosomal transport; lysosome localization
Cellular component (GO): BLOC-1 complex; BORC complex; gamma-tubulin complex
Molecular function (GO): gamma-tubulin binding
Source: RefSeq, a predicted model, not a curated record